Molecule: messenger RNA, 306 nt
Organism: Clavispora lusitaniae ATCC 42720
Lineage: Eukaryota; Fungi; Ascomycota; Pichiomycetes; Serinales; Metschnikowiaceae
Gene: SPT4
Product: transcription elongation factor
Biological process (GO): regulation of transcription elongation by RNA polymerase II; transcription elongation-coupled chromatin remodeling
Cellular component (GO): nucleus; DSIF complex
Molecular function (GO): RNA polymerase II complex binding; zinc ion binding
Source: RefSeq, a predicted model, not a curated record
AUGUCCUCCAAAACUGAGAGAGCAUGCAUGCUCUGUGGUAUAAUUCAAACGUAUCGGCGUUUUCUUGAACAAGGUUGUCCAAACUGUGAGUCUGUGUUGCAUUAUGCCGACAAUGAAGAUGGCCAAAUCCAAGAUUGUACGUCGCCUUCUUUUGAAGGCUUGGUAGCGUUGGGCGAUGACAACAAAGCUUCAUGGGUGGCCAGAUGGCUCCGUAUUGACUCCUUUGUUGCAGGAUUGUAUGCUGUCAAAGUCAACGGAAAAUUGCCGGCGUAUAUCAUCAGCCAGUUGGAAAGAACAGAACAUUAG